GCUCCUCCUCGAGGGGGUCGCGGUGACUGAGAGAGAGCCCCCACCAACACCAACCACCAACCUCCACCCGGCUCCUCCUGCGCCCGCCCCGGCACCAAUUGUUGACAAAAGACGCUGCGAGACGGAGCGAAGCAGCCCACAGAGAGCCCGGUACUGGUGUGGCCGAGGUGAUCCGGUUGUCGGUGGUGGUCGGACCGCAGCAGGCCGGUGUGAAGUGGACCCUCCUCCUCCUCCUCUCCCUCCUCCUCCUCCUCCUCGUUAUUGGUAUUUACAGACAAAACCUGCGGUCAAGAUGGGUCACUCCGUGUGAGAGGAAGGGUUACCACAGCAGCGUUACAGGAGGAGGCGGUGGAGGUGGUGGUGGCGGCCUUGGGCAGGUCGAUUCAGCCGGGAAUGGUGUGAGCUGAGACGGGCCAGGCACUCUGGAUCUGACCGGGGACCCGUCGUUCCCCCGGAGCCUCCGCGGCUCCAAGCCGCGUCCUGAGCCCUCCAAGAUGGGGAAGUGCGACGGGAGAUGCACGCUGCUGGUGAUAUGUUCACUGCAGUUGGUGGCAGCCCUUCAGAGGCAGGUGUUUGAUUUUCUGGGCUACCAAUGGGCCCCCAUCCUGGCCAACUUCCUGCACAUUAUGGCCGUCAUCCUGGGCAUGUUUGGCACGGUGCAGUUUCGCUUCAGAUACCUUAUCUUUUAUGCAGUAUGGCUGGUCCUCUGGGUGGGGUGGAACUCGUUCAUUAUCUGUUUCUACCUGGAGGUUGGAAACCUGUCUCAGGACAGGGACUUUCUCAUGACGUUCAACACGUCCCUUCAUCGUUCGUGGUGGAUGGAGCAUGGUCCUGGUUGCCUGGUAACGCCAGUGCUAGACUUUCGCAUUGCCCCUGACGACCACCAUGUCAUCACUGUGUCCGGCUGUCUCCUUGACUACCAGUACAUAGAGGUGUUGAGUUCGGCCAUUCAGAUCCUAUUGGCUCUCUUUGGCUUCGUAUACGCCUGCUACGUGAGCAAAGUCUUCCAGGAUGACGAGGACAGCUUUGAUUUCAUCGGUGGCUUUGACUCAUACGGCUACCAGCCUCCUCAGAAGUCCUCCCAUCUGCAACUGCAGCCUCUUUACACGGCUGGUUAACUGUCGGUAGCGCCCCCCUUCAGGACAAACCCUGACGGUGUCACUGUGGACGGAAAGCGGCGGUCGCCUCGAUUACACUCACUCUGUGUGUCACAGUUUACCGGAGGAAUGGACUUACCCCCACCCAGAGGGAGAGACGUCUGUGCGUGUGUGCAUGUGUGCUUGUGUCUGAGAAAGAGAAAUACAGCCCUGAGUAGAAUGUACAGAGCUCAGGGACAAACCAGCAUGCCAGGAGGUGUGGUGAGAUGAAGGAGGAGGAGGAGGAGGAAGAGGAGAUACAAGAGUUGGGGACACCUCUCCAUCAAAUCAAGACACACUUCACUAAACUGCCAGCUCUCAACACUCCCACAACAGUGUGUGUGUAUGUGUGUGUGAUUGUGUAACUCCACAGGACUAGCUGGUGCUUUGUGGUUGCACCCUGGACUCUUACCACCCGGUGUCCCUGUGAAUUAUUAUUUUUUGGGUGGUCAUGUGUGUGUGUGUGGGGUGGGGGGGGGGGGCGGGGUAUGUGGUGGGGUCACAUAAUAAAAAGAGGCACGGCUCGU
This is a messenger RNA of Sebastes umbrosus (honeycomb rockfish), 1663 nucleotides long. RefSeq names its product sodium/potassium transporting ATPase interacting 1 (gene nkain1). Bases 495 to 1118 code for a protein of 207 amino acids. The record is from RefSeq and is a predicted model, not a curated record. NCBI's taxonomy places the organism in Eukaryota, Metazoa, Chordata, Actinopteri, Perciformes, Sebastidae. Gene Ontology annotation, biological process: regulation of sodium ion transport. The transcript is spliced from 8 exons.